This is a messenger RNA of Solea solea (common sole), 4945 nucleotides long. It is a transcript of the gene akna, whose product is annotated as AT-hook transcription factor. The record is from RefSeq and is a predicted model, not a curated record. Gene Ontology annotation, biological process: neuroblast division in subventricular zone; epithelial to mesenchymal transition; neuroblast delamination. Gene Ontology annotation, cellular component: centrosome. Lineage: Eukaryota; Metazoa; Chordata; Actinopteri; Pleuronectiformes; Soleidae. The transcript has 21 exons. Bases 818 to 3976 code for a protein of 1052 amino acids.
AGUGCAGCCACAUUCAUGAAAGUCUCAUGAAAUAUCACAAACAGACGCUUGUGUGAACAAAUAAACUCGUAGAACUCAUUCAAACUAACACCACGAAGCUCAAACUAUGUGUUUCACGUGAUUUGUUUGUGUUCGUUUCGAGGAUAAAGCGCGCUGUAAAGUGUCGCGCUAACUUUAAGCUAGCUCCGUGGAACCGCCUCCUGCCCGUGACGCAUGAACGUAGAAACCCCGCGGGGGGUGAGAGCACGGAGGGCUGAGGACUGAACCCUCCUCGGCUCGGCGGUGGUUUGUUGUGGUGAGUGUGUACCAUGGUGACAGAGGCUCCAGCAUCUGUUCACUUUAGUUUAGCGGUUUUCACGGCAACAGAGGAGCGACCCCUGCUGCUGCUGCUGCUGCUGGAGCGUGUAAAUCUGCCACCGUGUGUCCUCACAGAGAGAGAGAGAAUAAGAAGAUCCUCAGCUCACCAGACUGACUGGUUGGACCUGGUGAGCGGCUGGAUGCUGUUGAGCAACGAACUCCUUUUUUUCUCCCGUCAUCUUCAAUGUUACUCGAAAACAAGUGUGAAAAUCACAGUAUUCUUUGAAAAUGAACGGCAGAGGCAUCUCCUCGUCCUCAGGACUGACAGAUGAGUCCUCGUCCUCGGCUGAACCUCAGCACUGACCUGCAGUCUGCACAAAAUCAACAUGUGACAAGUUCAACGCUGCGUUCAGAUUCAUAAGGAUGAAGAUAACGGACGCAGGUGAAGCUGGAUGAGGAGGAGUUUGCUCCUGUCGCAGCCGCAGACGAGUCAUGUGAAGAAGUAAGUCAGUUUGUGACUAUGUCACAUCAACAGUCUCCUCAUCCUCCAGGGAUCGACGCGGAAACGUUUCCAAACAUGGACAUCGCAGAGAGCCUCGGAAGUCUCGAGUCCAGUCUUCUCGGAUCUGAAGAUGAGGAGGAGCUGCAUCUGGAGUCUUUCACAGCGCCGGUCUUCACAGGCAAACCAAAAGUGAUAAAGUCGGGCAAGCGGGCGUCUCCUGAUGCUUCCUCACGCCAAGAGCCGAGGACGCCUGGAGCCACGAUGAUGAAGUCUGGCUCGCUCAGAAACCUGUGUCUUCGUAAGACCCCAGACUUCUCCAAAGUGCUGCCCAGAGUCAACGCCCCCAAAGACAGCAAACCCACCGUGUGCAGACGCCCGUCAGCGAGGGAAUCCCCGUCUCCCGAGCUCCACCUGAACCCGGCCGACUACGUGAAAGAGGCCCUGCUGAACACCUCCGACGCCGUCUCCAACCCCAAGGUGCAGAAGACCAUCAUCACGCUGGUCGAGCGGCUGCAGGAAGACUACAGCAAGCUGCUGAUUAAACACGCAGAAGCGGAAAACACCAUCGAUCGUUUGCGUUUUGGAGCUAAGGUGAACCUGUUCUCGGAGCCUCCGAAGCCGAGCUGCUCGGUGCCGUCAGAGCUGAGUCAGCACGCGUCCAGGUCCAUGACGCUGGACUUUCCUCAGGCUCAGAGACCGCAGCUCGGCUCAGCUUCUCCUCAGACAAACGGACACGGCGCCGAGCCGAGUUUGUUCUCCGAUACGUCAGCUCUGAGUUCUUCAGCUCACCACGGCCUCAACAUGGGACAACACGCCGCUCAGACUCUCCACAAUCAGGCUGCCAAGUUCUUACAGCAGGAAAGUGAUGAAAGAAACGUAAACCAUGAUCCUGGGAUUUCCUUUCAGCUGCUCACCUUUGAGGAUCUCCUGAAGACCAAAACACCUCCACCGUUUCAACAGAUGAAGGGUCUCUUACAUCUCUUUGAAGAGCUCAACUCUUUGGAAAUGGGCUACCUGUUGGCGAGGGACGAGCACAAACUACAGCAGCAGUGCGGGGACGACGUGACUCCAUUUGACUGUGAACGGGACCUGGAGGAGCAGAUCCAUCAGUUCCGACUACAUGCGGAGGAGCUAAAGGAGCAGGUGGAGCAGACGCUGCACAACAAACCCACCUGUGAGACUCCGCCCUCUUCACCUCCUCAAUCCUCACCUUCUUACGUUCACCCAGAGGGGGAGGAAACCCGGGGGCAUCCACAGAUCUCACCUGUGUCAGGAGCAGCUGAAUCGGACGGUCAGGAGUCUGCUGUCAGCAGCAGCAGCAGCAGCCCACAGUGGAGCUGCACGUCCUUUUCACCGUCACACGGAGCCGCCGCUGCUGCUGCCACCGCCGCUCAGUCCACCUCACCGUCCGUCCAUCGUCAACAUCACCAGAUUUGGGCGGAGCUGAGAAAGUCCAACAGCAGCAGUCUGAGCAGCCUGGCAGAGAUUCCUGCCCCAGAGAGGAGGGAGAGCAAACUCCAGCCCGGGAGCAGCAGAACAGCGCCUCCUCAGGACGGACUCAUCUCUCCAGAGAUGGACAGUGGCUUUGUCGGUUCAGAGAGCAGCCGUGUGACUCCCGCUGCAGCUCCCAGUCCUCUCCACCAGAUGGCAUCACAGAGGGAUCUGGAGCAGCUGAUCUGUCACGCACGACUGUGCACCAAGAACCUGAUGGAGAUGAUGGAAGGCAAGAUGCAGGAGGAGUCCGCCUGUGAGACUCCGCCCACUCCACCUCCUCCUCCUCCUCAGUCCACACCGCCUUCGUCCGCUGUUCCGUCAGAGGCUGAAGAAGCUCGGAGGAUUUCACACGUUCUUCCUCCUCCAUACGCGUCUCUGAAGGUCGGCCCAGGAAAGACUGAGUCACAUGUUCAGGAGUCGUCCGUCGUCAGCAGCAGCGUCAGCAGCAGCGUCAGGUCCAACCCAGCGUCACACAGAACCUCUGCUCACUCCACGUCACUGUUCACUCACCCUCACCCUCAUGCUCAUCCUCAUCCUCAUCCUCAUGCUCAUCCUCGCCACGUUCAGAGUUCAGAGAUGAGAGAGUCGCCGAGCAGGAGCAGGUCUCGCCACCAGAUGGCGUCACAGAGGCCUGACGAGAGAAGCUGGAGCGACGAGUUCAGUGAAAUCAGACAAACGUCCUGGACGCCGCUGAAAACCUCCAGCGUGGUCAGACCCAAAACCCCACAGAGUCGAAUGUCUGAAAACAGUCGGAGUGACUCGUUCACCAAGUCCUUCAACUCCCUCUACAGAUCCCACCCAAGCUCCGCCCUCCCAACACCGCAUCGCCAUGGUGAUUCUCUCAGAACUACGGCAUCCAGACAGGUGGCAAAUCAUGAACCCGAGGAAAUCUGUUCGAGCGAUGAAUUCAAUGAACUCAGGCGAACUGCUCGCACGCCGCCCAAAGAAUCCCAUACAGUGGGACAGAAAACACCACAGCAUCACAGAGGCAAGCCGAGGCUGGCAGUUUCUUUCAUGCAGCCAUCCACGUCGUCGUCACAGUCCCAGCCUCAGAUGAACAAGUGUCUCCACUCGUCUCCUCCUGCUGCACCAGCAGAUGGAACUGACAGCAGAAAUCAUCAAGCUCCACCAUUUUGUGUUGAAUGUUCAGCACAUCGACAACGACGAUCUGAACGACAAGUUAGAGGAAACAAGACGUCACCUUCCUCCUCCUCCUCCUCCUCCUCCUCUUUGUCUCCCUCCUGCUGUCUUCGAUGUCCUCGCUGUGGACGCCUUGGACCGCACAGAGAGACAGAACCAGACUCUCGCAGACGCUCUGACUCGCACACACACGCACGCUGCCAAACUGCGGAGUCGCCCGACGGAACGACGAGGAGCCGCCGCGCCGUAGCUCCGCCUCCACUGCCACCGUGCAUGAUCGUGGGUCAACCUUUACUCGUGUACCCGCUGCCCGUCCACGUUUCUCCUAGCAGCAACAGCACGGGUUCAUCACCAGGGGUCAUCAGAGGUCACGACGCAAGCCGCUUGCCGCCGCCACCGCCGCCCGUGGAUGAGCUGAGCUCUCUGGACUCUUCUCUGAACAGAGCCAUCCGAGCGGCUCGACGCAUGAGACACACGUCCAGACACAUGGCUCACUCUCAAGCUCAGGGACUGCACUAUCACAAACUGCUGAGUCAUUCCUGAAGCCCCGCCCCCUCAAGCAACAAGCCUUCAAAGAGAAAAAAAAAUGUCUUUUUUUGACAAUUUCUGACUUCUUAUGGACCAAACACAUGCCGAUGAUAUUUGAUGUGAGACAAAGCCUUAGUUUCUACAUUUCUUUAGUUUCUCAGGGGUGCACGGUGUCUCUGUGGUAAGCGCCAGUGUCUCACAGCAAGCAGGUUCUAGGUUUGAAUCCCGUUUCGACUGCUGUGUCAUUCUUAUCUCAAAAAAGGUGCUAAAAUCAUGCAGGACUGUAGAUCAGUUUGAUUGAAAAUGUUGUUAAUCAUAUUGAUUUUCUAACUUCUGUCCAAAUAUUGUGGUUGUCAUGAGUUAAAGGGAUAAUUCAGGUGUUUUUAGGUGUGUUUGCAUGAGGCGUUGACUCACACAUCCCGAGCUGAAGCCACCGAAAAACCAACACAUUUUAGCCACUGAACAAAAACGUUAAAAUCAAAUCGCUCUUUCACCAAAGUCCAUAGAGAAAACCAGCGUUUUUAGCUUGUGGGUGACACAGGAGCUGCUGUUCGUCUGCUGCCUCGUGUGGUCAGUUUAUGUCACUUGGUUGAUUCUGAGCAAAUGUUUUUAAAAGAAGACGUUACAAUAUAACACAUUUGAUUUUACUGAUGGAUGCAACAGUGGAUCAACGGCUCCUCCUGUGUGCUGUGAUGUAAAAUCACUGGUUUUCUCUAUGGGGUUUGGUGUGAGGACAAUUGAUGGUUUAAUGGUGAGUUUUUGUUUUACUUGUGUUCCCAUGCAGGGGGCGCUCACCACACGUGUGUGUCGUCAGUGCCUCACACAAACACACUUCAAAAAGACUUUUAUUAAGAGGCAUUUGUUGAUCAUGUGAUUAUAUUUUUGAUAAUUAUGUGCCACAUUUGUCUGUAGUUUGUAGAAAGAACUUUGCUCAGGAUUUUGUUUGUAUUUUACUUGUUUAUGACAUAAAACUGUGACUCUUUA